This is a messenger RNA of Ochlerotatus camptorhynchus, 1130 nucleotides long. It is a transcript of the gene PpV, whose product is annotated as Protein phosphatase V. The transcript has a single exon. Bases 138 to 1052 code for a protein of 304 amino acids. Gene Ontology annotation, molecular function: protein serine/threonine phosphatase activity. Lineage: Eukaryota; Metazoa; Arthropoda; Insecta; Diptera; Culicidae. Gene Ontology annotation, cellular component: cytoplasm. The record is from RefSeq and is a predicted model, not a curated record. Gene Ontology annotation, biological process: G1/S transition of mitotic cell cycle.
UAUUUUUAUUGUUGACAGUCUGCUCGAGUGUGUCCAUUUUUUUUGUCUACGGUGCACCCUCACUUUCGAAUAGAAUCAUUUUUUCACCGUAGAACUGAUAAGAAAAUCCCUCUACACUCGUUUUAUCGAGCAUCGAAAUGACUGCGGAUCUGGAUCAGUGGAUAGACAUUACCAAACAUUGUAAAUACUUGCCCGAAAAUGACCUGAAAAAGCUGUGUGAUAUAGUUUGUGACUUGCUGAUCGAGGAAUCCAAUAUUCAACCAGUGAGCAGUCCUGUGACAGUCUGUGGCGACAUUCACGGUCAGUUUUACGACUUGGAAGAACUGUUCCGCACGGGAGGACAUGUGCCAGACACCAAUUACAUCUUCAUGGGUGAUUUCGUGGACCGUGGUUACUACAGUUUGGAGACGUUCACCCGUUUGCUAACGCUGAAAGCGCGAUAUCCGGACAAAAUAACUCUGCUAAGAGGUAAUCACGAAUCCCGACAGAUAACCAAAGUGUACGGGUUUUAUGACGAAUGUUAUACCAAAUAUGGCAAUGUGAACCCUUGGAAGUACUGCUGUCGGGUUUUCGAUUUGCUGACCAUUGCUGCCUUGAUCGACGAAGAGGUUCUCUGUGUUCAUGGUGGACUAAGUCCGGAGAUUAAGACAUUGGAUCAAAUCCGGUCCAUCAAUCGUGAUCAGGAGAUUCCUCAUAAGGGUGCUUUUUGUGAUUUGGUUUGGUCGGACCCGGAGGACAUUGAGACAUGGGCGGAAAGCCCGAGAGGAGCCGGCUGGCUGUUUGGCGCCGCGGUGACACGGGAUUUCAUACAUAUCAACAAGUUGGAGUUAAUCUGCCGCGCCCAUCAGUUGGUGCACGAAGGGAUAAACUAUCUGUUUGAUCAAAAGCUGGUUACCGUUUGGUCCGCUCCAAACUAUUGCUAUCGGUGCGGUAACGUUGCAGCGAUACUCAAGUUUAAUACGUCAAAAGACUCCUUGGUGGAAAUCUUCAAGGCCGUUCCGGACAACGAAAGAGUCAUGCCAAGUCAGCGUAUUACUCCGUAUUUCUUGUAAAAAUUGAAUCGUGUCUUAGCGUCUAACUAUAUUGAAAAGCUUGUGUAACCCUAAAGUGAAUAAAAUUACGCUUUGUGA